Episyrphus balteatus (marmalade hoverfly) is the source of this 1221-nucleotide messenger RNA. RefSeq lists its product as uncharacterized. The transcript is spliced from 2 exons. The record is from RefSeq and is a predicted model, not a curated record. Bases 302 to 1210 code for a protein of 302 amino acids. NCBI's taxonomy places the organism in Eukaryota, Metazoa, Arthropoda, Insecta, Diptera, Syrphidae.
GAGACAUGACUCUUUGUUGUACCAACAACGAAUACUUUUGUUUUACAGAAAAGUGGGUUUGUGUGGUUGUGUGGAGGGUUGUUUUUGUUUUGUUAGAUGAUUGUGUGUAUAUAAUUGUAUAUGUAUGUAUAUAACUGUUACGUCACCAAUAAUUAGACUGUUCGUGUGUUUAGGUAUGUAUUUCUAUCGCAUGAAUAUACUUUGUUCAUGCAACUUCGUUCAGUAGUCAAUAUUUGUUGUAUAAAGUGUGAACAUCGUAAGAUACAAUUUGCUGAACGGAUUUCGAUUUGGAAUUAAAAUUAUGGCAGCAAAUAAAAGUAUCAAUGCAAAAUUCAUUGCGCUUUUAAUCGAAGAAUACAGAGCUUUGCCAUCCCUGUGGGAGGUCGAAAGUGAUGGCUAUAAAAAUAAACACAUCAAAGCAGCCGAUUACAAUCAUCUUUUGACAAUAAUGAGAGCCAUCGAUCCACUGUUGACGAUGCAAGAACUUAAGAAAAAAAUUGCCGGUGUCAGGACUUGCUAUCGUCGGGAAUUGAAAAAAGUAUUGAAAAGUAGUGGGAAGGGGAAGAGAGUUUAUAUUCCAUCGCUAUGGUAUUUUGAUGAUAUUGAUUUCCUUCGUCAUCAAGAGCCAAAGUCACCAGGACCAAGAAGAAAUGCACUUGUUAAAACUGCUGAUGGUGAUGAUGAUGAACAUGUUGAUGAAGAAGAUGAUGGUGACGAAGAUGAUAAUGAUGAUCAAGACGAUUGUAAUAAUCAUUUUGAACCCGAACCUGAUCCUAUCGAAGAAGAAGUUGAUCAAAAACCAAUUUUACGAAAAUAUAAAAUAAAAGCACGAAAAUCCAAAGAACUUAAAAGAUCAUUUUUUACGAGAAAUACAUUUGUGGCUAAGUCUGUAACACAUUCUGACGUUUUACAACCACAGGCUCCACAGCAAGAAACAAAAAAAGAUGAUUCUACGAUUUUCAGUGAAUCGUGGGCGAUUCUAUUCAGAAAACUUUCUCCAGAACAACAAUUAUAUGGAAAAAGAUGUAUCGAUGAAGUUUUGUAUCAAGGUCAACUGGGAAAUUUAAAUUCUCAUACCUAUCGUAAUAUAGAAGGCUACGCUAAUGAGUCGACAGCACAAUCUCACCAUCAAGGGCAACCAUCAUACCACACUGGUAAUGUUAAGCCAAUUGUGGUUAACGAAAUUGAUCCAUCUUUUGACGAAUUAUAAGAAAAUCUAUU